UGAUGCAUAGUUUAUAAGACGAAACGGUAACAACUUAAGUCAAUUUGCGCUCUUGGUCAUAAUUAAAACAGUUAUUUUAACAGUUAGAGAAUUGGAACUGAUCCAUUACUACGACAAAGUCUUAUUAGAUAAGAAUAAGAUCGUGUAAUAUGAGGCUAUCGAUGAUGAUCAAAGUGGCGUUUGCCGCAUUGAUUUGCCUGCUAGUAAGGCCAAGUGUUGGUACUCCUUUGUCAGAAAGAUUCUCAAAAAGAUUCGCAAGGAGUUUAGCAGACGAGGAUCCCAUCGUCGACCUCCAGGUUGACAAGACUGACGAUUUCGCACCACCGCAUUUGGUGAAAGCCCUGCUUCAGGCUAUCGUUUCGAACGACACUUCGCUCAACCAGUACGCUUCAGGCAUUGGACACCCAAGACUGCGCAAAGCUCUGGCGGCAUUUUACUCAAAGGUGAUAGACCGCGAGCUUGACUGGCAAAAGAACGUGAUCGUGACGGUCGGCGCGACCGAGGCGGUAUACGACAGCUUCCAUGCGCUCACCCGAUCUGGCGACGAGUGGAUCGUCGUUGAGCCAUUUUUCUCGAAGUAUGCUCCGACCAUCAAACUCGCCGGUGGCAUUCCCAGGUUCACUUCUAUGAAAUUGACGAAAACGAGCGAUGAAAUAACUGGUGCCGACUGGGUUCUGGACAAGAAAGAGAUAAGGAGCCUCUUCAACAGCAAGACCAGAGGUAUAAUACUUAAUAAUCCGAACAAUCCUACCGGAAAGAUUCUAACGAUCGAGGAGCUUCUGUUUGUUGCCGAUUUGGUGAAGAAGCACGACGCUUACGUUAUCGCUGAUGACGCUCACGAGUGGGUGCUAUUCGACCCGGUCAAAACUCCCUUCAUCAGGAUGGCACAAUUACCUGGAAUGUGGGAGCGUACCAUCACCAUCGGUACGGCCAGCAAGUCCUUCACCGUCUCGGGAUGGAGGGUCGGUUGGGCCUAUGCACCGGCGAACCUCAUCAGUCGUCUCCUUGAGAUUCACACCAAAGCCGUACAGAGUGUUCCCACCCCACAGCAGGAAGCCGUGGCCUUCGGCUUUGAAGAAGAGCUUCGUCUUUACGGUAAACCCGAAGGCUACUUCGUCUCCAAAGCACGCGCCGUCCGCGAGAAGCACAACUUCAUGUACCAAGCUUUCGUCGACGCCGGUAUGAUCCCCAUCCGUCCCGACGGCGGAUACUGCAUGCUCGCCAGGUGGCCCAGCUUCGAUGAUCACAGGGAGCUUUUCGAUGGCCAGGAGAAGGCUGUCGCCUUCGAGAAUUUCAUGAGCCAAAGGAUCAACAUACUUGGUUCCACCAUGGCUGACUUCUACAGUACCGAACAUCGCUAUAUGGGCGAGGACUACAUUAGGUUCUGUCUGGAAAAGAGAAACGAAACUUUAGUUAGAACUGCUAAUAAUUUGAAAAAGCUGCGGACCUUCUGAAUUCUUUUAAAGACCGAUGCCGCUUGAGUUUCUCACAGUGAUGAGGCGAUGUACUGAUGUAUUUGUUUGUAAAAUACUGCAUCAUUUUUUUAUAACUGUGUGUAGUAUAAUUGUUAAAUAAAUAAUUUCGCAUGUUGGAUGAUAUAACAAGCGAGAUUUAGGCUUGGAAAUUUCAAUGCUGAAAAUAUAAGUGCUUUACUAUGAUUUUUAUUGUUUUAAAACUUUGCCAAACAUAGAGAACAUAUAAGCGAGUUCGACUUGUUAUUGCUACCUAACAUUUUAAAAGACUGUAGAGCAAUAAAAUAUAGUUAUUACAAUAA
Nasonia vitripennis (jewel wasp) is the source of this 1774-nucleotide messenger RNA. RefSeq names its product kynurenine--oxoglutarate transaminase 3. The coding region runs from base 150 to 1454 and encodes 434 amino acids. Gene Ontology annotation, biological process: biosynthetic process. Lineage: Eukaryota; Metazoa; Arthropoda; Insecta; Hymenoptera; Pteromalidae. The record is from RefSeq and is a predicted model, not a curated record. Gene Ontology annotation, cellular component: mitochondrion; cytoplasm. The transcript has 8 exons. Gene Ontology annotation, molecular function: pyridoxal phosphate binding; L-kynurenine:2-oxoglutarate transaminase activity.